Messenger RNA from Microplitis demolitor, 3123 nucleotides. Its product is annotated as cytochrome c oxidase assembly protein COX15 homolog. Bases 298 to 1614 code for a protein of 438 amino acids. The record is from RefSeq and is a predicted model, not a curated record. Gene Ontology annotation, cellular component: mitochondrial inner membrane. Gene Ontology annotation, molecular function: oxidoreductase activity, acting on NAD(P)H, heme protein as acceptor. The transcript has 6 exons. Gene Ontology annotation, biological process: heme A biosynthetic process. NCBI's taxonomy places the organism in Eukaryota, Metazoa, Arthropoda, Insecta, Hymenoptera, Braconidae.
GUCAAUUUGAAUUUACUGUGACAGCGCUACAUACUGUUCUCUAUUCCCGCUCCGUGAGUUUCUAGUUAUUCUAAAAUUCUAAAACAAUUUCUUAAAACGCAUUUUUGUUUACGCAGAAGUUCGCUUAUCUGCAAUUUUAAAAUAAUGUCAUGUCAUAAUAAUUAAUACUAAACAUUUGAAAAUUAACAAUCAAUUUAAAAAAGUGACAUUCAUUAUUACAAAUUUAAAAACUAUUUAUUGAUACCUAAUGUAAUAAUAACAACAAUUUCAUCAUUUCUAAGAAAAAUUUAUUUCAAAAUGAUAAUUUUGUCAAAAUUGUGUACAUUGGGGUUAAGACAGAGAAUAACCUCAAAUUUGCUGGUGACAAAUACCCGGAAUUUUUAUAACCUACCAAAUAAAAGCGGUAACUUAUUUUCACAGCUAAGAUUAUUUGGGAAUAAUUUGAAAAAAAGUAAAUUAUUAUUAAAAAAUGCAAGACAAUCUGGUCAAACGAUAGCGUUGCGGUUUUCAUCAACAGAAUGUAAAAAAUCGAACAAAAUUGUUGGAUCCUGGUUGCUAAUAUGCAGUGGGAUGGUAUUUGUUGCAGUAUCACUAGGUGGCAUUACUAGGCUUACCGAAUCAGGUUUAUCAAUGGUUAACUGGCGUUUUUUGGGGGAAAAAAUGCCAAUUACCCAAUCACAAUGGGUUGAAGAAUUUGAAAAAUACAAACAGUAUCCUGAAUUCAAAGUCUUAAACAAAAAUAUGACAUUAGAAGACUUCAAACGGAUCUGGUGGAUGGAAUACAUCCAUAGAAUGUGGGGAAGAUUAAUUGGAGUAUCGUUCAUAGUUCCCGCUUCAUACUUCUGGAUAAAGGGAAUGUUGAGUCCAAGAAUGAAACUAAAAGUAUUAGCACUAGGAGGUCUUAUCGGUAUCCAAGGUUUGAUGGGCUGGUAUAUGGUAAAGUCAGGCUUAGAAGAUCGAUUUGAUGGACCCGGGGAUGUUCCCCGUGUUUCGCAGUAUCGCCUGGCAGCACAUUUAGGUUUAGCAUUAGGAAUUUACGCAGGGUUUCUCUACAACGCAUUAGACCAUUUACUUCCUGCUAAAUUAAUGCCAGUUGAUUGGUCUGGAGAAUCCAAUUUGACAUCAAAAUUUUCUUCUAAAUUAGUACGAUUUAAAAAAUUUGUUUACACUACCAAAGGAUUAGUUUUUCUAACUGCGCUAUCAGGGGCAUUCGUCGCCGGAUUAGAUGCUGGGUUAAUUUAUAACAGUUUCCCAAAAAUGGCCGACAAAUGGAUUCCCGAUGAUAUUUUUGCUUUUUAUCCAUUUUUGAGAAACUUCACCGAAAAUCCGACUACUGUACAGUUUGAUCAUAGAAUUUUAGGAAUCACAACUUUAACAAUGAUCACAUUAGUAGGUUUCAUGUCAAGAAACUUAAAAAUUCCAGGCCAUGGUUCAAAAGCAGUGUUAGCUCUUAUUUCCUUAGGAUAUUUACAAGUUAUACUAGGCGUUACGACUUUGUUAAACUAUGUACCUGUUCCUUUAGCUGCUUCACAUCAAUCUGGUAGUUUAUUACUACUCAGUUCGGUAGUUUGGCUCUGCCAUGAGUUGAAAUUUGUACACAGAUUACCAAAGUAAAUGGCAAUUGUAAAAAAUUAUAUUUAUUUUUUAAUUAACGUAUAAUACUACGAUCUCUCCCACUCUGUCAUUUACUUUUCAAAAGAGAAAGGGCAUUCGAUAAGUCAGAAUUUCCAGGAAAUUUCCACUCCUCCUUAGACUUUGUCUGAGUUAAUGGAAUUCGACUGUUUUAUUCAGCGCAUGCGCAGUUAUCCUGUUUUAUCAUCUGCAAAGCGAACCUGUCCAUUUACCAAUCGGCGUUUUAUAAUAAAUGUGAAGGUAAUUCAGAUUUCUAGAUUUUCCACCAGCGUGACAUAAUGAACUCAUAAUGGCAGAUUUACUACACUAGUUACGUAAUUAACUAUUAAUUAAAUUAAUGCACACUAGGGAAAAAAAUAAUGACAAUUUUUUUUUAAAUUUUAUAUUAAAUCGUGAGGAUUUUUUCACAUGUUAAAAGUGUACAAAAGUCUGUGUUAAAUGUGUAUGUAUUAAACUGUGUGAUAUAAUUUUUUUUUUAUGAUAAUGUUCGGACUUGAUUGGAUUCGACUACAAUUAAUUCAUUGUAAAAUUUUAUUUACCUCUAUUUCUAAAAGGAAUCGAUACUUUUAUUUUGUAUUGUUUUUUUUUUUUUUUUUUUAGUAUAACUUUUAUUGAUAUUCGCUAAAUAAUUUUUAAAUUAUGUUUUGAUUUGAAUCCUAAAUUAAUUAUUAUUGGCAGUCACUUUCCAAUCAGUCAUAAUUUAAUAAAGUAUUUAUUGUUUUAUUAUUGAUUGACUUUUAUUACUAUUAUUACCAUUGGUAUUAUUUUUUUUUCAAAUUUUCAUUAUUAAAAGAAAUUUGUGCAUUUUGUAAAAUUAUUAGACGAAGAAAAUCAAGACAGUUUUUUUUUUGAAAGAUAUUUUUUAAAAUUUAAUUAUUUUUUUUUAUUUUAAGAUAUAUGUCAAAGUAAUUAAAAGUGAUUAUUAUUAUCCUUGUAAUAAUUAAUAAAAAUUACAUAUGAUUAUUGUUAUAUAGGUAAUAAAAUAAUUACAGAAAAUUCGAGUGUUAUUUGUUAUUACAUUAGAAGCUGAUAAUUGUUACGUUCUCGGCGAUAUUUUAUGUACAAAUAUAGAUAUAUAUAAUCAUAUGUGAUUUUUAACGUAAUUAUCAUCAUAAUUUACAAUCACAAGAAUAUUUUCACACGUACAAAAUAUAUUCUGAUUAUCGUAUAUAUUAAAUGGCUUUUUUUCUAUAUAUGUAUAUUUUGUUUUCAAAUAAAUUAUGAACCGAAACAGACGUUUUAUAAUUUUUGAUUUUAUUUUCCAACAAAUCAAUAAAAAAAAAAAUGCACUUGUAGAAAAUUAAAAAAACUACAUGUGCAAUUUUUUUGAAAAAAUUUUUUUUACAAUUUAUCAUUUUGAAAAAAAAAAUCAAAAAUUAUUAGACGUCCGAUAAAUUCGGUAUCAUAAUAAAUCACUUAAUUAAUAGCAAUAAUUAAGCGGAAUUAAUAUAAUUUAAUUAACUUAAACCGACAAAAAUACUUAAAAAAAAA